AUGACUGGUGUGUGCUUCGGACCCUACACCCUCACCCCUUUUGACCACAUAUUUCCCCCCUUCGUUUACGGCAUCUGUGGGAUUUCAUUCCAACCCCAGCGGCUGGAAGACGGCGUCUCAAUUCUUCGAAACGGUAUAUCACAAUUAAUAGAUAUUCUUCCAUUCCUUGCCGGUGAGGUUGCUCCCUCCAAUGUAUCCGACAAGGCAAAUGCAAUGCAAGUUCGCCCGUCGACCAAGACAUCCAGUCUGGAUUCGGUUCUCUACAUGAAAUGCUACCCCGAGUUUCGCCUUUCUUCACCACCAGCCAACUCCACCCCCGCGGCGGACCAGGGAAAUGAGGUCGGCUGUCGCGAAGCAUUCGCAAAACUUACGCCAGAGUUCAAAUGUUCAGCCUUACCUGCCCCUGUCAGUCGCUUCCAGCUGAAUGUCCUUGCUGAUGGCAUUAUCCUCUGUGUCAUGACAAGUCAUGCGGCGUUGGAUGGUAGUGGACUUGGUGCACUUCUCAACCUCCUCGCAGUGUGCUGUCGAAAUGUCCCACGAUCAGUACAGCCUUUCCCAACCUCCAUGGGCGCCCAAGCAGAAACCAGGCUCUUUCUAGAAAACCUGGCAAGACGAUAUUCGACAUCUGGAGCUGACCUGUAUGAGAAAAAUUCCACAAUCAGCGGAGCAGGACAUGGUGACCUUGCCAAUCACGCACUGGCCAGCCAUAAUUUUGUCUUCUCCUCUGAGCGCAUCGCCGGAUUGAAAUCCCGUUGCAUUGGCCUGCUGGCAAUGUGUCAUAAGGAAAGUCUCCCAAGCCAGGGAGUGUACGUGUCAUCCUGUGAUAUCCUGAGCUCGUUGGUAUGGGUUUGCAUCAAUCAGGGAAGGCUAGCAACUAUGCAACCGAUGUUACCGGACUUCCAUUCUACCCUGGGCAUCGCUGUUGAUACUCGCCAGAGAUGUGAUCCGCGCCUUCCAACAAACUAUCUUGGGAAUUCAGUAGUCAUGAUGCACGCGAAAGUCUCAGCAUCAGAGCUGCAGUUUUUGAAUGACAGUGACAAGCGGCCCGGCGACACACUUACAAUCUCUGACGAAGAGAUACGUCUUCUCACUCAGCUUGCGCUUCGAAUCCGAUCCCAGAUCUCUCGGGUAGAUAACGACUACGCUGGGGGAGUUCUGUCUCGAGUAUUCCACUCAACUGACUGGUGUAGUUCCCGCAUCACUCCUACAGACGUCAUGAUUUCGAGUCUGCGCCAUUGGGACUCCUUCGAGCUAGACUUCGGCCAAACACUAGACCGAAUCACGACGUUAGACAUCCUGCCAGCACCAAUUCCGGGGACUUGCCUCAUACUGCCGAAGAGAUUCAAUGCGGAUGGGAGGGAAACUUGGGAUAUGACCAUUACAUUGCCCGCAGAGGAAAUCGAGGCUCUGCGUCAUAAUAGGUUGAUGAAAAGCAUCCUGGAACAGGAAUACCCACUACAACCAUGCCAACGUGUCAGUUAG
This is a messenger RNA of Aspergillus pseudoviridinutans, 1482 nucleotides long. RefSeq lists its product as uncharacterized. Bases 1 to 1482 code for a protein of 493 amino acids. The transcript has a single exon. NCBI's taxonomy places the organism in Eukaryota, Fungi, Ascomycota, Eurotiomycetes, Eurotiales, Aspergillaceae. The record is from RefSeq and is a predicted model, not a curated record.